This is a messenger RNA of Varanus komodoensis (Komodo dragon), 1963 nucleotides long. RefSeq names its product non-SMC condensin II complex subunit H2 (gene NCAPH2). The record is from RefSeq and is a predicted model, not a curated record. Gene Ontology annotation, cellular component: nucleus; condensin complex. Gene Ontology annotation, biological process: mitotic sister chromatid separation; meiotic chromosome condensation. The transcript has 21 exons. Gene Ontology annotation, molecular function: chromatin binding. Bases 112 to 1950 code for a protein of 612 amino acids. Lineage: Eukaryota; Metazoa; Chordata; Lepidosauria; Squamata; Varanidae.
GCCGCCGCCCUGCUGACGGGGAGCCUCGCGGUCCCUCGACCAGGGAGCUCCAAGCCUAGAGUGCGCUGAGUCGUCCUGCAGCGCCCGCCCGCGCUAGAAGCCAGCGGCUCCAUGGAGGACGUCGAGUCGCGUUUCACGCACUUCUUGCAGCCCAUCCGGGAUCUCACCAAGAACUGGGAGGUGGAUGUCGCAGCUCAGUUGAGCGAGUACCUGGAGGAGCUUGACCAGAUCUGCAUUUCAUUCGAUGGCGGCAAAACCACCAUGAACUUCAUAGAAGCAGCGCUGCUGAUCCAGGGCUCCGCCUGCGUCUACAGCAAGAAGGUGGAGUAUCUCUACUCGUUGGUCUACCAGGCACUCGACUUCAUCUCCAAUAAGAAGCGUGAGAAACUGCCUGCCUCAGUCAGAGAGGACGGAGCCGACAAAGAUGUCAGCGCUAGAUCAACGGCAGAAGAGGAAGGGUUCCUCUCUUUGAAUGACAUCCGGGAUACCAGCAGAGCAAAGGAGUUGAGGGACGGCCAGCAGCCCGUGAAUGACGACGUUGUUCCCUUGACGCCAAUGCCCUUGGUUCCCCCAGAGGAAGCAGAAAAGACGGACAACCUCCUCUACAGCCAGAAGGGGGAGCUCUUGGCCAGCCGGAAGGACUUCCGCAUCAACGUCUACACCCCGCACCACACCGGCACCUUCCUGCUGGAGCUGGCGGGCGCCUUGCCCCUGCGGUGCCAGCCUGGGCGGAACCCUGCAUGGGGCAGCGGCAGCUCCAUGGGGCCGCUGAACCUCGUCCCUGCAGCUGGGUCCACCCCCAUGGAGGUCAGCGUGUGCACAACGCCCGUUCUUGCCCUGAACUUCUCCGAAGGAGGAGAUGUAGACGCACCUCCCUGUGACGAUGGCGACGACGGCGGCUUCGCAUGGGACGUGCCGCAGGAGCCCCCGGAGGCCUCGCCCGCUGGAGCGGCAGAGCGUGUGGCACUGCAGGCGAGCCUCCCCCAGAGGAAAGGGUACAUGCUGCGGGAGAGAGCCCCCGCCCCGGCUGCCAACACCCACCCCAAGGAGCUGCAGGACCCUUGGCGCAGCCUGGACCCCUUCAGCUCUUCUGAGGACAAGCCUCUGAGGAGAGGCAGGCCUUUCACGGUGCCGCGUGGCCUGGAGGAUUUGCCCGGCACCAAGCGGAAGCGGAGGCUUUCCAGCCGGCUGCAGGAGUUCACAGCCUGGUUUUCGGCCACAGAGCACAGCAGAGCCGACGGCCAGAGGGGCCGGAAGAAAGGCCCGACGUUCGCCGAUCUGGAGGUCCUCUACUGGAGGCACGUGAGGGAGCGCCUGGCCGCCCAGAGGAAGCAGCAGAGGAGAGUGCAGGGCCCGCUGUUGGAGGAACCGGGUGCCCCCGAGGAAGACCGGGAAGACAAUUUCUUGGAGAACGCCAGUGAUGGUGCAGCAGAUGACUCUCUGGAGCAUGAAGCCAUUCCCCUGCUCGAAGCCCCGGAGGAGCUGCCCGAAGACCACACAGCCACUGCUGACGUCCCCCCUUCCCUCAAUUACGAGGAGCUGGUGCAGAGGAAAGUGGAGCUGUUCAUGACGCACUCCCAGAAGUACGCCCGCCAGACGAUGCUGUCCCAGCAUGUCCAGGACUGGGAGGAGAGGAUGGGGCCGCAGCUGGAGGAGCAGGAAGCCCGGACGGCCUUCGACAUCCACAGCUACGGGGACCGCCUGGGCUCCCUCCUGGGCCGCGUGGGCGAGUGGCGCUCCUUCGCCAGCCUGAUGGCCGGCCGGCCGGCCUUCGAGGUCUGUCGCUCCAUGCUGGCCUGCCUGCAGCUGGCGAACGACCACACCGUUGAAAUCUCCCAGAAGCCUGGCCUGGAAGAGGCGGUGGACACGAUGGCGCUGCGCCUGCUGACCCAGGAGAAGGCGCACGAGCGCUUCCGCACCUACACCACUCCCUCGCUCGCCCAGCAGUGAUGGGCCCUCCCCC